Molecule: messenger RNA, 1777 nt
Organism: Mya arenaria
Lineage: Eukaryota; Metazoa; Mollusca; Bivalvia; Myida; Myidae
Exons: 7
Coding region: 209-1777 (522 amino acids)
Source: RefSeq, a predicted model, not a curated record
UUGUUUUCGAUAAAAAUGACCGAGGAGUUCCGAAUAACAAAAAUACAACCAAUACGGAGGAAUAGUUAAACGAGUGGGUUACACAAAAAUGCUACAAAAGGAGGACUAAAUAAACAUGUUUAUUUUCUUAAAAAUAUGAUUACCUAAAUGUGUUUCUACUAUGAAUACAGUUUGUGCAGAACCAACGGUCCGCUUCUAAACGGUAGUGAUGGCGGAGAUAGUACCGAGGGGCUAUGUGUUCGUGGUUUCUUUCAACUUCGGAGACAACGAAAGCUGCAUAGCAUCUUCUUUUAUACACGAACCAGCUAAUGUAUGGGCCUUCACCUAUGGUCCAUAUCGAGAACUGGAGCAGUCAUCGAUUCUUCUGAAUCCUGAAAGAAAAUAUGAUGGGUUCGGUUUGGAGGCGGAUAGAAAGUAUGGAAAGCUUAAAAGCAGAAACAUAUCUGAAAACUGGUGGUUCUUCAGAUCAUUUAGCAAACCUGAGUCUUCACCUGAUGGCAUUGUUGUGAGAGAUGAUAAAGGUAGACCGUUUUCAUUUGAAUCCUUGAUGGUUAUUGUACUACAAUGCAUGGGAGACAAGGUGAAUAGUGUUCUUGAUGAGAAUAAAGUAAGAAUCACUAUGGCUGACGCCCUUCUUGUCAUCACGACACCGUCUCAUUGGCAUUCGCAUGAAAAGGGGUGUGUUUACCGAGCGAUGUCUAAGACAAAUCUGAACACCUCUUAUGUACUGUUCAUCAGCAAUAUUGAGGCAUCUGCUAUAUGUUGCUACCAUGCUUUGAAAGACAAGAAACAGGAAGAACUAGGAAUAAGCCAGUUUUUUGUAUUUUGGGACGAUGGCGUCAUUGAUGUGGCCCUGAUUGACAAGAAAUUUGACGGAAGUUUUCGUCUGACUUUCCUUGAAAGCAAGAAGAUCACCACAGUGGAUGACAUUUUCAAAGAUUGGCUACAGCAGGAAACGAAAGAUACACGAUUGAAAGACAUAAUACAGGAUUCUGGCGAUGCCAUUUAUUUACGAGAUGUUCUUCAUGAAAAGCUAAAAUCUUCAUCUUAUCCAUUGCGGGUUUCAUUGAGUCCUGCCACGGUCAAUAUUUUGGAAAGUUGUGGAAAGUUUACGUUGAAACGAGACCAAAUACUGUUCAACGAAGAGGUAGUUGAGACAAUAUACAGCCAAUAUAUGCGAGAUGGGUUGCAGCUGAUCGACAGGUACCUGAAUAACACCGAGUACAAAGAUACAACGACCGUAUUUUUUGUAGGACGUGCUUCAGUUUAUCCGUUUAUCAAGAACAAAAUGAACCAAAGAGCAAAGUCUGUGAUUACAUCGACGCUUCCUGGAUUCACCUUUGCCAAAGGAUCCGUGUUGUAUGGUCAUUAUCCAUACGUAUUGGCAACUAGUGUGAUCAGAUUUGGAGAGGAAAGCCGCAGUUCUGUGUUGGAAAAUAGGUUUACCAAAAAGGUCACCGGACGUGAAUUUUUGGCUGCUGUGGCAAUUGACUUUGGUACAACAUACAGCGGAUAUGCGUAUGCAUUGAGCAAUGAUCCUUCGAAGAUUUAUGCCAACAAACCAUGGACAUCAGGUGAACGACUUUUGUCCCAGAAAUCGCCGACGUGUGUACUGGUAAACCACAAUUUGCAGUUCGAUUCGUUCGGAUACGAAGCCGAGAAGAAGUAUGCCAAGUACUUAGAGGCGGAUGGAAAUGAUGACGAUGCUGACAAAUUCUAUUUAUUUCGACGUUUCAAAAUGGAACUCCAUUUAAGAGAGAAUGUAUCUGUCACUUAG